AGCACGUGUAAGACUGUAAGAGUGUAAGUUUGAAAUGUAAAUAGAAAAUGGUUAUAAUGGCAGAUAUAAUUCGAACUAUUGACGAUAAUGACGAUAUUCCUGAUUAUUCCGAGGAAUCUGAUGAAGAAGUUGAGUUCCAACCUUCUCAAAGAAAACAUAAAAAGAAAACAGAUUUUGAUGUAAAUUUCCAAUUUAUAAGUUCUUCAGCUGAAUAUAAUAAAGAUCCUUGGGACGAUUUAUCAAAAUACGUUAAACGUAAGGCAAAAAGUAAGACUGACGAUAAGAUCAAAGAAGCCCGUAAUAAAUUACUGACAAAUGGAGUUGAUGACGAUAAUACUGAAGAACCGAAUCAUAUUGAUGAAGAAAUACAACUUUCUGAGGAUGAACUUCAAAAAGAUAACAUUAGAGACAAGGAAAAGAAAGUUUUCAAAAAUAAAAAGGUAUCACAACCAAUGGAAAUGGAAGAUUUUUCAGAGGUUUCAAAUUCUUUUGAUCAGAAUACUACAUUUUAUCAAAUGAACUUAUCAAGACCUUUGCUUAAAGCUAUUGGUGAUUUAAAUUAUGUUCAUCCGACACCAAUACAAGCUGCAACGAUUCCUGUAGCAUUAUUAGGGAGAGAUAUUUGUGGAUGUGCUGCUACGGGAACAGGAAAAACAGCUGCUUAUAUGUUACCAAUUUUAGAACGUUUGUUAUAUCGUCCGGUGAAUAGUGAAAUGGUUACAAGAGUUUUAAUUUUAGUACCAACUCGAGAAUUAGGUGUGCAAGUCUAUCAAGUAACAAGGCAAUUAUGUCAGCAUACAACUAUUGAAAUAGGUCUUUCAGUUGGUGGUCUAGAUUUAAAGACCCAAGAAACAGUUUUACGUAAAAAUCCUGAUAUUGUAAUUGCAACACCUGGUCGUUUAAUCGAUCAUUUAAAAAAUACACCAACUUUUAGUUUAGAUUCAAUUGAAGUAUUAGUUCUUGAUGAAGCUGAUCGAAUGUUAGAUGAAUAUUUUGCUGAACAAAUGAAGGAAAUUGUUAAACAAUGUUCAAUUACACGACAAACAAUGUUAUUUUCUGCCACAAUGACUGAUGAAGUUAAAGAUUUAGCCGCUGUAUCGUUAAAAAAUCCCGUUAAAGUAUUCGUUGAUAAUAAUCGCGAUGUUGCUUUCAAUUUACGACAAGAGUUCAUACGGAUUCGUGAAAAUCAUGAUGCAGAUCGUGAACCAAUUUUAGCCGCUUUGAUUUGUCGAACAUUUCAAGAUCAUUGUAUGGUUUUUGUACAAACGAAAUUAGAGGCACAUCGUUUACAUGUUUUAUUGGGAUUAUUGGGUAUUCGAGUAGGUGAACUACAUGGAAAUUUAACGCAACCGCAACGUUUAGAAGCUUUGAAAAAAUUUAAAGAUGAAGAAGUGGAUGUAUUGUUGGCUACUGAUGUCGCAGCUAGAGGUUUAGAUAUUAGUGGAGUAAAAACUGUUAUUAAUUUUUCAAUGCCAAACACAGUUGAACAUUAUAUUCAUCGUGUUGGUCGAACUGCAAGAGCUGGUCGUGCUGGAGUUUCAGUCAGCUUAGCCACAGAAUCGGAUCGAAAAAUUGUUAAAGAUAUUAUUAAAAAAGCAAGAAAUCCUGUCAAAACUAGAAUAAUACCACCAAAUAUAAUUCAAAAAUAUAAAGAGAAAAUAGAGAAAAUCGAACCUGAAUUAGAAGCAAUUUUGCAAGCGGAAAAAGAAGAACGAAUGAUUGCUAAAGAAGAGAAUCGUAUAAAUCGAGCGAAAAAUAUUUUAACAGGUGAAAAUCAAGAUAAUCGAAAACGAGAAUGGUUCCAAACGAAAAAGGAGCGUAAUGAAGAAGAAACAAAAUUAAAAGAAAAAUCAAAAACAAUUAACAAAAAAGAUAAGAAAAAGAAAAUUAAAGAUGAUCAAGCAAAUGAUCCUUUAACUAAGGUUGCAUUUUUCCAAUCAAAAGCUGCAAAGAAACAGCAUAAACCGAAAAAGAUUAGAUCAGUUAUAGAUGAUGUAGAACGACCAAAUAAAGGUCCAAUGAAACGUAAGAAAUCUAAUUUUGAAAGUGAUCUAUUUGAUGUGUCGAAGAAAGGCGUUAAACGGAUGCGAUAUGAAGCGACUAAAGUUCAAAAAAGUAAGAAUAGUAAUAUCAAAAAGAAAAAUAAACAAAAUAAUGUUAAUAAAAAAGUUUUCAAAGGUGGAAAAGGUGGAAAGUUACGGGUGCAAAACGAGAAAGUUACGGAUUAUUAUGGAAAUAAAACAUUAAACAAUUAG
This is a messenger RNA of Chrysoperla carnea, 2255 nucleotides long. RefSeq names its product probable ATP-dependent RNA helicase DDX27 (gene Rs1). Gene Ontology annotation, molecular function: ATP binding; nucleic acid binding; RNA helicase activity. Lineage: Eukaryota; Metazoa; Arthropoda; Insecta; Neuroptera; Chrysopidae. The coding region runs from base 48 to 2255 and encodes 735 amino acids. The record is from RefSeq and is a predicted model, not a curated record. The transcript is spliced from 4 exons.